Messenger RNA from Salpingoeca rosetta, 660 nucleotides. RefSeq lists its product as uncharacterized. NCBI's taxonomy places the organism in Eukaryota, Choanoflagellata, Craspedida, Salpingoecidae. The record is from RefSeq and is a predicted model, not a curated record. The coding region runs from base 1 to 660 and encodes 219 amino acids. The transcript has 4 exons.
AUGUUGUUGUUGUUGUUGUUGUUGUUGUUGUUGUUGUUGUUGUUGUUGUUGUUGUUGUUGUUGUUGUUGUUGUUGUUGUUGUUGUUGUUGUUGUUGUUGUUGUUGUUGUUGUUGUUGUUGUUGUUGUUGUUGUUGUUGUUGUUGUUGUUGUUGUUGUUGUUGUUGUUGUUGUUGUUGUUGUUGUUGUUGUUGUUGGUGUUUAAGUUGUUGUCGGGUCGCGUCCCCGCUGCCGUCAACGCGAUUCCAUCAACACCAUCGUCUGCCCACCGAUCCGGGGCACAGUCACCCACGACAGCAGUGACAGCAGCAACAGCAACACCAAUGGCACUGAUGGGGCGAGCAGGAGAUGCGAUUGCGACAACAACGCAUGUCCCGCUCGUGCCUGUGGAGAGCGCACCUGUGUUUGCAGCAGAGGGUGAUGGUGCGCCACCACAGCAGCAGCAGCAGCAGUCAUCACGUGGGCACGGUGAACGAACGCAGUCUGAAGACUUUUCGGAGCUGGUGGGGCGGGCCUCUGUUCCGGCGAUUGAGCGGUUUCGUGUUAUGGACGUCUCGCAACUCACCAUGGCGGACAUUCCCAUGCUUCUGAACGACUACAAGCGGCUGGCGGCGCUGAAUGACGACCUGACCAAGACCCUCAACCUCAACCUCGGCCUGUGA